This is a messenger RNA of Brassica rapa (field mustard), 1404 nucleotides long. Its product is annotated as RING-H2 finger protein ATL70-like. The record is from RefSeq and is a predicted model, not a curated record. Lineage: Eukaryota; Viridiplantae; Streptophyta; Magnoliopsida; Brassicales; Brassicaceae.
UUAACAUAAAUAGUCAUUUAAAAUGAAAUACGAUAAAUAAAGAUAAAAUUUUUAAGUCUUUUAUAAAAUAAAACACAAAUAUAUAAAAAUGUGACAUUUACUAAAUAUUUGUCAAUUGAAAAAAAAAAACAAAAAUAAACCCGCGCUUUGAAAGCGCGGGUCAAAAUCUAGUAUAUUGUUAAACCAACAAAGGCAAAGUUAUAUUGGGAUAUUUAAUUAGAGAGGAAACAGAUUUAGAGAUGACAAAUAGAGUGUUCCAAUCUAAUAUGUUGUUAUAUUGUCGUCUACUUAAACACUUUUAAAUCAUCUAUUUAUAAUAUGAAUGAAAUCCCAUUUGGAAUAUUUUCAUGACGUAAAAUAACGAACAAAUGAGAAUAUGCUUAUACAAUAUACACUUAGAAUAUUAGCAAUUUUAUACAUGCAUGGAUUAAUUACUAAAACCAAAGGUCACACCAUGCUUGCUUUGACAAGCUUUCCAUGCAUCUCAUCCCUUCUCUUAGCGUUGACUUUUGACAAUUCCAACAUGCUACUCUAUCCAUACCUUAUAAUCAAUCAUAUAGCUGACGAAACCUCUAUUAUUUAUCAUCUUCCUCUUCUAAACCUCAUUAACCAAAAACCAUUAAACCGCAGCCACCAUGAAUACCUUCCAACCGCCGCCGCAGAUGCCGGUUUUCGCCGGAGGAUUCAGUUACGGAGUAGGAGUUUCCAUCGGAGUGCUUCUCCUCAUCACAACCAUCACACUCACCUCUUACUUCUGCACACGUAACCAGCACUCUUCAUCACCUUCACAAACCAAUCAAGAUUUGACUCGUGUACAUCACCACCACCAUGUCAUCAUCGACGUUGUCCCAGGUCUGGACGAGGAUACCAUUCAGAGCUACCCAAAGAUCCUGUACUCGGAAGUGAAGGGAAACUCCACGUCGUCGUGUUGUCACAUAUGCUUAGGAGACUUCAAAGGGAAUCAUAUGCUGCGGCAACUACCAGAUUGUAACCACCUCUUCCACCUCAAAUGUGUCGACACGUGGCUUAGACAAAAUCCUACGUGUCCUGUCUGCCGGACUUCGCCGCUUCCUACUCCCCUCGCCGAGGUUGUUUCCUUAGCCUCUUCUGUCGCCACCAUCAGGAUGUCCUGAUUAAUUGUUUGUAUAACCUCAAGAAUCCUGAACCAAAGUCAAUAAUAAUGUUCAUGAUAUUUAUCUUCUUCAGUUACUUCUUUAGUUCCUUUUAAAGCUUUCAAUUUCGGUCACUAACUGAUGAUUGUAUAUAUAAUUUGGAAUCUGUAAAGGAAGAAAGUUAAGGGUAAAUUUCACAAUAAGUUCUAUGACGUUUUCUUUUGUAAAAAGUUAUAUUAUACUAUUACGUACCUGCAGGUACCACGAAAAAGAAUAUUAAGUCGUUUUGAAA